This is a messenger RNA of Stylophora pistillata, 4448 nucleotides long. RefSeq names its product FERM, ARHGEF and pleckstrin domain-containing protein 2-like. Gene Ontology annotation, molecular function: guanyl-nucleotide exchange factor activity; cytoskeletal protein binding. NCBI's taxonomy places the organism in Eukaryota, Metazoa, Cnidaria, Anthozoa, Scleractinia, Pocilloporidae. The record is from RefSeq and is a predicted model, not a curated record. Gene Ontology annotation, cellular component: cytoskeleton.
ACAGCUGACUCAGAAAAGAGAAUAUCAACUUAACACAAAGAGCACAGGGGUCUGUUGCCUGCUGAUGCUGACUACAACCUCUUGGAUGUAGCAAGAAGACUAGAGAUGUAUGGUAUGAUACUUUAUCCUGCCAAGGACAAAGAUGAUGUUGAACUUUUCCUAGCAGCAGCUCAUAUGGGAGUCUGUGUAUUUCAGAAUGGGGCGAAAAUCAAUACAUUUUCCUGGGCAAAAAUAAGAAAGCUUAGUUUUAAGAGAAGAAGAUUUCUUUUGAAGCUCCAUCCAGAAAUCUUUGGCCAUUACAAGGAUGUUGUAGAAUUUCUAAUGGCAAGCAGGAAUGCAUGUAAAAGUUUUUGGAAAAUUGCAAUAACCACACAUGCUUUCUUCAGACAAAAUGUAAAUACUCCAGUUCCCAAGUCUCGUCCAAGAAUCCUCAGCAGAGGCUCAUCAUACAGAUACAGUGGAAGAACACAGAAACAAGUCAUUGAAGGAUGUCGAACAACUUUCAGACAACAACCUCUGUUCCAAAGAUCACAAAGCAUGAAAACACCCACAAGACACAAUUCUAUGGGAAACUCAUCACAGCCAUCACCUAUGUUUUUUUCUGGGCUAAGUGAGAACACACCACCAAAGCCACUUAUACCUCUCCAGGAAAAACGGCCGUUAUCCUCAAAUGGACCAACAACAAGUAUUGUGCACAGAGAGAGCCCAAAGGAAACUCCACCUGUGGAGGACUUGGUCACUGAGCCAUUACCUGAAAGGAAGGGUUCCAUUCCACUCCAAGAUCUUGAUGAAGAACCGGACAUGAUGAGGGAGGAGUCGGAUACACCGUCAGAAGCUCAAUCAGAGGCAGACCUAGAGUGGCAAGCUGAACCGCUUGAAGUAGCUACUGUGAGCAUCAAUGAGGCUGUUGUAAAUGUGCAGGAAUCUGGACAAACAGCAGAUGAUAAAGCCAGAGAGGCUGUGGAGAAUGUUGAUGAGGAAUUAGAACAUGGUACACCUCUGAAUUGUUACAGUGGAGGUGAUGAUCACAAUGUUGAAGAGAAGGUUUUGAUUCCAGAAGGAUGUGUGCGCAUCGAGUAUCAACCACAACCCAAACCACCAUCACCUGUGGAGGUGAGUGAUGUUGACACAAUGUCACCUCCACCACCCUCUCCUCCCCCACCACCAGAAGAUGAUGAAGAUGAUGAGAUUCCAGGAGAGAUCAGAGAUGAAGGUGUCGGUCAGGAAUUUCCAUCGCCGCCACCAGAACUAUUACCCUCACCACCACCCGAGUUGUUAAAUGACUUUGAAAACUCAGAGGAAGUUGAGCGUCCAAUACCUGUUGUUCCAUAUAAUGGUUUCCAAGAGGAAAAUCAAAAACUAGAUCAUAAGGAUGAAGAAAACAGGGAAGCAAAGAGAGAUUCAGCAAAACUAAACAUCACAUGCAGCAGCAUAGUGACUAAAGUACAGAAUGGUGGAGUAACAAGACAUGGAAAAGGUAGCAGAGGGUCUCGUCACAGCACAGACAGCGGGGCAACAUCAGACUCUGGUGAAGCAAGGGAUACGAUGUUUGACGAACUGUCGUCUCCGUUCCGAAGUGACAUGGAAACAUCUCCCCCAGUGUCCCCCACCACACCGAUUUCAUUCCCAAAGGGUGCUUACAUCUCCAAGGAACUGUACAGUGCGGCUUACAAUGUCGCUAGAGAGCUGUUGAACACGGAAAGGACAUUUGUAAAGGACCUGGAAGUUAUUACCAUUGCCUUUCGAGAUGUUGUUAAUGAAGACGGAGUCCUUCCUGAGCCGACAAGAAAGCUUCUGUUUUCUACAUUUGAUCCAAUUUAUGAUUUCCACUGCUCAUUCCUAUCCGAGCUCGAACAGCGAAUGAACCUGUGGAAUAAAAGUGGAGCGUCCAAGGCGAACGAGAGUCCAAGAAUGGGAGACUUGCUGCUACGUAACAUGAAGCAGAUAAAGCGAUACCUACACCACGUGAAGAGACAUGACCAAGUGAUGCUUGAAUUAGAAGAUGCAACAAACAACUAUAAAGAUUUUGAAGUCGCCUACAAAGAGUUCGAGACUCAAAAAGUUUGUUACCUACCAUUCAAUGCUUUCAUCUUGAAGCCAUCACAAAGAAUAGUUCAUUACAAAUCUCUUCUAGAGAGACUUUUAAAGUUUUAUCCCGCCGAACACAUCGACCACCAAGACACUCGUAGUGCCUUGGAGGAAGUAAACGAGGCAGUUAAAGCUGUAGAGGAAAGCAUAAGGAAACUGGAAAACUUCCAGAAAAUCAUCGAGCUUGAAAGAGAUUUGCUUGGAGUUGAAAAUCUUGUGCAACCUGGAAGGGAAUUCAUCAGAGAAGGCUGUCUUCAGAAAAUUGAUAGGAAAGGUCCACAACCAAGGAUGUUUUUCUUGUUUUCCGAUAUUCUCCUCUACACGUGCAAAGGCGUCACGUUAACAAACCAGUUUAGAGUGCGAGGCCAAAUCCCUCUGGAUACCAUACGGCUUGAAAACAGUGGUCCUGAGAUGCAUGGAUUGUAUUCAUUUACUAUUAUCUCGGAGGCGAGAGAAAUACACUUAGCGGCUGGGUCAGAAGAAGAGAAAUACAAGUGGAUGGAGGAUCUGAAGAGAGCGGUAAAAAGAGCUAGAGAUCGGGUUUUCUGCGGAGGUUGCUCUCAGAAGAGAUCUAACUUUGCUUACCGAACCCCCAAAAUGAGAUCAACGCGAUUCUUAUGCGAAGAAUGCUACAGUGAUUUAGCGCAAGAAGAAUUACACAAUGGAGACUCUCCCUACCCCCAGAUGGAACCAAGUGGGGAAGUCCUGCCCCUACCCACCCCCUUAGAAAUCACAGGAAGAGUAGAUGGUGAUGGAUCUGAUGACGAGAUCAAUUCCAGUCCAGUGUCUAGCUUGGAAAGAAGACAUGCGCACACUCAGACCAUGUCCACACGUAGAGUCUGUUGGCAUAGAAACACUAGCAUCAGUAUGACUGAACAUUCGCUCUCUGUGCGAAAUCAGAUGAGCGGAGAAUUACUAAGGAAAUUCAAGACUGGAAAUAGAUGGCAGAAACUGUGGGUCGUGUUCACGAAUUUUUGUCUUUUCUUCUACAAAACACACGAGGACGAGUUUCCGUUGGCAAGCUUACCGCUGAUUGGUUACUUGGUUGCGAGACCAGUUGAGGCCGAUGGUAUCGACAAGGACCUCGUUUUCAAGCUGCAGUACAAGACGCAUGUGUACUUUUUCAGAGCCGAAAAUGAAUACACCUUCUACAGAUGGAUGGAGGUGAUAGCCAGUGCAACCCAAAGCUCAUCCAGAGUUCGUCUCUUCAGUCGGCAGAUCAGUUCUGUUCCAUGAGCAAGUCUUGAUUUGGAACAAGCUGUUUCUUUGCCGCAUGGUUCGCCCGAGGUAUUUUCUAAUCGUUUUAUUACAUGCGUGCGCUGCUUCUUAAAUGGGUGCACUGACGCUUGUCUCGGAGAAAAAUGAGGUAUUACUCCUGAACAAUCUCUGAAGCUUUUUUAAAAUGGUGACUAGGAUCGUAGCCAAACAAGGCUUUUUAGUGAAGGGGUGCGUUUGCCACAAGCUGUGAAUAUGACCCUAUUUGACCGUGGAGUCUGCUGUCAGGAUCAAGCGCAAGUCUUGUCUCAACCGAGGCUGGAAAGUUCCACGCCAACACGUCGGUAAUUCACAGGCAUGGAAAGGAAGUAUUGGUUGACUCUGAAUUUUUUCCCAGUCGCGCAUUCAAGUUGACCUAAAAUGGGUUGUUAGUACUCUUAAAAAUCAUCUUAUCGUCUAUUUCAAUGUGGAAUAGGCUUUGCAGUAUACAGUAAUCUUUCCUUUUGCAGCUUUUAUUUUUGGUCACCCCGUAAUUGUACCACAGUGUAUUGUUGCCAAAUGACUCAAGUAAUUGCUGUUAGUGAGACUUGGGUAAUGGUAUGAGACCACGUAUCAAAUCAUUAUACACACCAGUUCGCUCUGUGUUACUUCAACGCCAUUUUUAAGCGUUCUUCAAGAAACUUAAUACAAAAAAAAUGUAGAUUUUUUAUUCUUGUCGGCUUAUCACUAUUAUGUUAUUUGGUCUCUCACCAUUACUCCAUUAACCCUGAAAGUCCACGUCUUUUUUCAUAAUUCUUUAUUUUAGACUCAGCUUGUUUCCUUAUAAAUUAAUUGAGCGAAUUGAGUUCUAUCAAGAUAAAUCCGUUAUAUGGGGAUUUCUAUUCUCCUCAUCUGCUCUCAGCAUUUUGUACUGCAACUAUGAGAAGUUUCAUAUUAAUCACUGAUCGGGGUAAAGAAAAAACAAUUAAAAAAUGCGGGUGCAGAGGAAACAGCUUAUAUAACAAUAUUAAUUUCAAAAUGUUAACAAUUUGGUUUUCGUUCUUGUGCGAGAAAGCUAAUGAAUAGUCCUUUUCACAGUUGUGGGCUUGGUGGCCAAGCCUUUGAACAGGAGUGAGGCUAAGGGUGACCCUGUUGUGAUAGAGACC